Cuscuta epithymum is the source of this 1717-nucleotide messenger RNA. Lineage: Eukaryota; Viridiplantae; Streptophyta; Magnoliopsida; Solanales; Convolvulaceae. The record is from the annotation of a GenBank genome assembly.
CAAAUGCACUUCCAAACAGUUUUCAUCAUAAUCUCCGUAUCUAAUUAAUUUAACCCACGGCUGACAACUCCUUAGGCAUUAGGGUUGGGUAGAUAGCCGCCGUGAGUGGCGGUUCUCUUCCGUUUUUGGUUUCCGAGUGUUUACUCGGUAUUGGAGAUUGGUUGUUCGGAUUUAUUCGGCAAGGACUGUCUUUGUACGAAGGCUUUGUUUCCAUUCUUGCACCAGUUCGUAAGUGUUGACUUACGAUUAUAGCACUCAUACGAAGGCUUGGUUCCCAGCCUUUGUUGUGUUUCGUUUUUUGUUUCUGGUCUGUGAGCAGGGUUUUUGAGAAGGACGAAUGGAGAUUAUCACUAACAAGACCAAGGACAUGGCGAUCCGAGACAAAGAGGAUGAGAUCGUUUUCAAUGAAGAGACUGUUCAAGGAGAGGAGGCCGCGGCUGAUGGAGAAGCUUUCUUGGUGGUAGGCACUGUGGUCACGGACAGAUUGGUAAAAUUUCCGGCCUUUAGAGAUCUUAUAGCAAAACUAUGGAGGCAUGUGAAAGUAUUACCAUAAAAGAGAUUAGCGAUAACAGGUACAUGUUCACAUUCUUGAUAUGAAACGUGUGAUUGAAGGGGGUCCGUGGACCUUCGAGCAGAACCUGUUAAUUCUUAGGGAGCUUAAGCCAGGGGAUGUUCCCCUUAGGGUUCCUCUGAAUGAGGCAGAAUUUUGGGUCCAGGCGCAUGAUGUUCCAUAUGAUUAUAUGAAUUUGGAUGCGGCCCGAAGAAUUGGGAAUUUUCUUGAUACUUUUGUUAGUUUUGAUAAAAGUCAAUUUGACAAGAAAUGGAGGCCUUAUAUGAGAGUUCGAGCUUGCCUAGAUGUGGAGAAGCCUGAAGGUGGGCAUGACUCUCCGUAGGGGACAAGGAGAGGGACACUGGGUUGGUUUCAAAUAUGAAAAACUGCCUAGCUUCUGCUUUGUUUGUGGUAUUAUUGGGCAUGCUGACAGGUAUUGUCCUUUGGCUUAUGAGAAUACCAAUCUGAAGGUUCCAAAGAAAUAUGGAGCUAGUCUGCGAGCAGGAGGUGGGGGGACUUCUCAGUCUUUUGGGGGAAAUAAAUGGCUAGUUCCGGAAGGUCAAUGUCGAAAAGAAAAUGGAAUCGCGGGGACAAGCAGAAGGGAGUGGAAUCAGGUAGCAAUGCACUUGAGGAGGGGGCUAAUGGGGAAGCCAAGCGUAGGAGGACAUGGGAAGUGGCUGGCGGCACGGGGGAUGAAGGGGAGCAGAUGGCCCUCGAUGACCCAAAAAACGGGGAGGAGGCGGGUUCGGUUUUCGGAACCCGCCAGGAUGUUUGAAGCUCUUUGCUGCUAUGGGAGGACAUUGGAGCUCGUUUGGGCUUCUUAGGAUUCAGUUGACUUUCCACGGUUUUUCUGUCAUUUUGCUGUUAUUUUUUGCUUCACACUGUUUUGUUUUUGUUGUCAUUGUUUUGUUUUGUCAUACUCCUACAUUAGGCUGGGGUGAUGGGGGUUUUGCUCUGGCCACGAUAGGCUCAUCUAGACCCGUUAUAGGAUUAGCGAAUCACAUUGCUCUGUCUAGGGUGAUUGGUUCUCAGGCUGGUCCGAGAGUCGGUGGCUGGAAGUGCUUCCUUUGUCUCUUUUAUCCCUUGCUGAAUGUUUCAUUAUCAAUAUAAGCCGCCCUUUUCCAAAAAAAAAAAAAAACAAAUGCACUUCCAAACAAUGAAUUUGAG